AUGACGGGAAUGUCCACCCAUAAAAGCGCUCAGGAAGGAGACGGGUUCUGGUCCAAAACGUGCAGAUUAACCCCAGUCGUUAUUCACACCUGUCCUCCUGGCUGGACCCAGUUUGGAAGUCGCUGCUUAAUUUUCUACUACAACAUGAAGACGUGGAGUGAUGCCGAGGAGUUCUUCAUUUCUAUUGGUGGGAAUUUGGCCUCAAUCCACAACAAUGAAGAAAACAGCUUCCUGAGUGACAUGGUUAUACGGGACACUGGGAGCCCUGCGGUCAUAUGGGUCGGCGGCUACGAUGCCAUCACAGAGGGACAGUGGAUGUGGAGCGACGGAUCAAAGUUUGACUAUACUAGCUUUGCUAUCGGUCAGCCUGACAAUUCUCAACAAUCAGAAAACUGCCUGGAAAUUAACUACACUGUGUACAAGUGGAACGACAGAUCAUGUGUCCAGCCAUGGCCAUUUAUUUGUGCCAAAAGAAUCUGAAGCCUCCAACAAUUCUGUUUUUGGUGGGAUUUCUUUUGGGAUUAAUGGGUUUAUAAUCUUUUGAAAUAAAAAGUAACAUUAUAAACACAAACUUGAUUUAAUGAUCUUUAUGCUGUCAAAUAUUUUUACUUCAUUAAAUGGUGUGAAAACUUCA
Messenger RNA from Xiphophorus maculatus (southern platyfish), 634 nucleotides. Its product is annotated as galactose-specific lectin nattectin-like. Gene Ontology annotation, molecular function: signaling receptor activity. NCBI's taxonomy places the organism in Eukaryota, Metazoa, Chordata, Actinopteri, Cyprinodontiformes, Poeciliidae. The coding region runs from base 1 to 480 and encodes 159 amino acids. The record is from RefSeq and is a predicted model, not a curated record. The transcript is spliced from 5 exons.